This is a messenger RNA of Beta vulgaris subsp. vulgaris (sugar beet), 2778 nucleotides long. RefSeq names its product protein ACCUMULATION AND REPLICATION OF CHLOROPLASTS 3, chloroplastic. Gene Ontology annotation, cellular component: cytoplasm; cytosol; chloroplast outer membrane. The transcript is spliced from 16 exons. The record is from RefSeq and is a predicted model, not a curated record. Lineage: Eukaryota; Viridiplantae; Streptophyta; Magnoliopsida; Caryophyllales; Amaranthaceae. Gene Ontology annotation, molecular function: GTPase activity; GTP binding. Bases 197 to 2479 code for a protein of 760 amino acids. Gene Ontology annotation, biological process: chloroplast fission.
CAAAAUUCCACGAAGCAUAACUGCAUAACUUGUCUUUCUUCUCCCCCCUAAAACGCCAUGCUUUUUUCUCCCCUCUAUUCUACUGCAAAUUAAUAUCCAUUCGCGAACAAUCUUCACAACCACAUUCUCUCGAACACUUUCAUAAACCCUAAUUUCCAACCCUAAUUCUUCAAUUUCACCUCAUCUAUCUACACUAAUGGCGAAUUUAUCGACACUCUACUCUCCAACCUACAGAAAAGCUUCUUUAUACUCCCUAAAACCUUCGAAUUACCCCUUCAAUUGCUCCUCCUUCCUCCAUAAUCAUAUUAGGUUUUUGAAAUCAUCAACAAGAUUUAAACGGAAAACCUUCAGAAUCAUCUGUUCUAGCUCAUCUUCAUUGAAGGAUUGCAGUAAUACCGGCGCUAAUAGUAAUAGCGAUAUCACCGACAUAUGGACUGAUUCUCACUUUGUCGAAGUUGUCGGCAUUGGUAGUAGAGUUGAUUCUAUUCUUGAUUUUUGCCUUAGUUCCUCUUCAACUCCGCAAUCAUUGAGAUUUUGGAAUGUUAUCAAGAGAGAAUCGUCGCGAGGACAAUUACGUCAAAGAGUUCUUGAUAAAGAUGACUAUUCAAGCAUUGCGGAGGUGCCACUAAAUCAGCAAUUACGUUCGAAGGCUGUUGUUCUUGUGGCAAGUGCAGGCUACGGUGAUGAUUAUGUUACGGCUACUGAUAUCCUUAGGACAAUUAGAUCCAGUGGUGGCCUAGUUGUUGCUGUUAUAGUGAAGCCUUUUAGUUUUGAAGGGCAGAGACGCCAAGACGAGGUCAAGAAUUUGGUGGAUAGACUGCGGGGUUCUGUGAAUUUCUGUAUAGAUAUUGACAUUGACACCUUGCUGAAGAUGGAUUUGGUCACUCUAGAUGAAGCUCUGAAGACUGCAUAUCAAGCUGUUCUGUCAGCUAUUAGUGCGGUUUCCAUUCUUGUAUCUGACACACACAAAAAGCACAUGUACUCUUUGCAUGAUAAUGUGACAGACAUUACCAUUGGUGAAGUUAUAAAAGUCUUGGAGAGCUAUAGGGAAGGAAGAGUUGGAUAUGGUGUUGGCCAUAACAUCAAGGCUUCAAUUGUAAAAGCUGUCUAUGACUGUCCUUUCCUCUCCAUCGGACUAAAGGAGCUUGACGGGGUCGUUGUAUGCAUUUUUUCAAGCUCCUCAGCCAUUGGAGAUACUGAUGUAUGUACUGUUAUACGUACUUUCCGUGAAGUAACAGAGUGCACCAAAGAAGUCAUACUUUCGGCUGUUCAAAAUCCUGAUUUGGAGCCCAACUUGAUAGCGACAACUGUUAUAAGGGUGGGUGUUUCUGAAAGUAAGUCCGUCCAGAACAGCAGCAUCUUUUCUCGACUGGCAGAUAGUGUUCCCUUUGUUUUCAACUUUUUGCGGAGGCAUAAUAUGCAAUCAGGAAAAUCUGCGGAAAACAGCCUCAGAGAGAAUGUAUUUCCUCCCAUGCUGGCAAACUUUAUGAAUGAGAUGCUUCUGGAUGAAGAUUUUAAUGAAAAGGAGUUUGUAGAUGGUAAAGCAGACAAGGUUCAGUAUCUAGAUUCUGAUGGUGAUUCAUCUAAAUCUAUAGAACAAGAUGAUGAAGCCCAAACUUUUGGAAGGAAGCUACUCAUCAAUAGGAAUCUUAGGCCUGGAUAUAGAAUAGCUCAAGAUUGGCAUGACGAAGAGAUGAGUAUCUCUGGAGCCGAUCCUCUCGCUGAUAACCCAAGAAUUUUUCAUCUUCCAGUUGGUGUUAGACUUUCUAGUGACUUACAAGACACUUGUGAUAAAUCAAAUAUUAGUUGGCCAGCAGAAGAUAAUAAUGAUGAAGAUGUUCAAAAGCAAGCAUCAGCUCUUUCAAGUGUCCCACCUCUAAAUGGUAUUUCCGAUGGGGGUCUUGAUGCAGUAAGUGGCCUUUGGAAUAGUGCAUCAGUUCUAUUGAAACGAAAACAACCUAUUGUUUCUAAGAAGCAAGGAGUUCUUUCUGCACGCGCGGCAUCAAUGCUGGAAUCGGAACGGGAUACUAAAACGAGAUGGAGCCCAGUGAUGGAAAUUCGGUACAGAGGAGGAGCCUACAAGGGCCGUUGUCAGGGUGGUCUUCCUGAAGGCAGGGGUCGUCUUACCUUUCUGGAUGGUACUGUGUAUGAUGGAAUGUGGCGGUUUGGGAAGAGAUCAGGAAUGGGCAGCUUGUUCUUCAGUAAUGGAGAUGUUUUCCAUGGAUCAUGGAGGGAUGAUGUUAUGCACGGCAAGGGUUGGCUCUACUUCCAUACUGGAGAAAGAUGGUUUGCCAAUUUUUGGAAGGGGAGAGCUAAUGGUGAAGGGAGAUUCUAUUCCAAGUCCGGAGAGGUCUUAUUUGGCCAUUUUCGAGAUGGUUGGCGACAUGGCCAGUUUUUUUGUGUCAAAGUUGAUGGCACAAGGUUUGUUGAGAUAUGGGAUGAUGGCGUUCGUAUGAGCUCUGAAGAGUUGGACACCUAGCAUGUCCUAGAAGGCAGAAGCGAAGUUCCACUCAUGCUUCACAGCGGUCUUCUUUCGUCUUGCCCAUAAGUGGUUGCAUUUCGGUUGAGUGGUCAUAGAUUGUAAGCCUAAUGUCCUUGUCUAUAAUGUAUAUAUUUGUCAUGUUUGAUUCUAUUGGGUUUAGCGGCAAAAGAAAGAUGUGAAGCAUAGAGUACCAUUUAUAGGGUCAUAGAAGAGCCAUUAUUUUAUCUUCCCCCUGUAAUAUCGUAACCUAAUGUAUAUAGAGCUUGCUAGUUACUUUCUGUAUAUGUUUUUCCAAA